AGGUUUGAAACUUCUUUAUUAUAUAAACUUCACAUUUUUGAAGGAAAUGUUGAACCUUUUAAAUUAUCUGUUUCACAAUUCUUUCAGUUUUCCCUGCAAAAAGCCUCGGUUUUUCACAGGAACAGAUCAUCUGUUUCGAGUCUGCUCUUGGAUCAUUCACCAUCCUCUUCUUCAUUUUCCUUCUGUUUUGUGCCCUCGUAAAGGAAAAGCUGAAGGCUCUUCUUGAAUUCGACAUAAACAUAUUAGAAACUAAAUCAAAUAGGAAUUUGCAUGCCGUAAAAGUGUCUAAUGAACAGAAUGAGUACACUUCUGGUGAAAAAGAAUUGGACACAUCUAUAAGCAAAUUAAUAUGCAAUAAAUUUGGGAAAUGUGUUGUAGUGAUUGCAACAGCAAUUGUAAUCUUCUUAUAUAUGUUCGAUCUCUUCCAAGAUUCGUUCAUGGUUUACUAUUAUUUGGAGCAUGGGGAGAAAGUAACCGCUCUUAUAAAUUUGGCUUUAACCAUAAUUCCGAUAAUUCUGUCAUAUUUUCUGGUGCUUUAUCAUCUAUUCUACCACGUGGAUCCAUCAAAUAAACGCCGGCGAUUAAUGCUUGUACUGCUUGCAUGUUUUCCAUUUCUAAAAAGCUGCAUAUUAUUCUGGACAAUUCGAAUGGGUUGGAAACGCUGGAGAACGAGAUGGUAUUUACAAGCUUUGACGUUCCUUUGGCUGACUGAGGCUGCGCUGGAGGGCAUUCCUCAGACGAUUCUAUUGUGGUUUAUGAAAUAUAAAAAUAAAGAUCUUAACAUCGAUUUGUACAACACACAGGAUAUUUCUCUAGUCAUUAAUUUUGUGUCCUCCCUUCUAAGUGUAUUUUUUGCCACGAAGUACCUUAAUAAAGACGAAGACCGAAGACUGGAACAUACCAAAAGAACUCUUGAAACAUCCUACAAAAAUAAAUGUGUAUCUUUUUGGCGUAAAAUUGCUUAUUCACUUGCUCUGUUGUUUGAAAGAGGUAUUGAAAUUUUUAUUCGAAUCGUUAUGUUUGGUACAUUUGCAUCGGUUGUUGGGUGGAAGCCGGCUUUAUAUGUUUUCAUAGGCCAUGUUAUCAUUUCUAUAAUCUUAACCAUACUUUGCUUUCGAAAACUCAAACAAAAACAUAUUUUUUACGAAAACUGUACAAAGAAACCUUGUUUUAUAUCAAGUCUAUUAGUUGGUGUUGUUGCAAACAUAUUUUUCUGUCAUUCGUGGGCAUUCUGUCAUAUUUUGUCGAGAAAAGUGGUAUAUAUACUUUACUUUGUUUUGUUUUACGCCACUUCUAUUUCUCUUAUUGUAUCAUCCAAUGUAAUUUCUGGUGUCGUGGAUAAUUUUUCAAUAGGGUUAUAUGCAGCCAUUGCUUUUCAGCUUAUAUUUAUUGCCCUGUGUUUUCUUUUAAGAGAAUGUAAAAGAAAAAAAUUGUUACAGACAUAAAUAGAUAUC
Molecule: messenger RNA, 1454 nt
Organism: Saccostrea cuccullata (small rock oyster)
Lineage: Eukaryota; Metazoa; Mollusca; Bivalvia; Ostreida; Ostreidae
Exons: 3
Coding region: 411-1445 (344 amino acids)
Source: RefSeq, a predicted model, not a curated record